AUGUUCACUAAGACUGUUGUUGCCCUCGCCCUCGCGGCCAUUGCUGCAUCUGCUCCUUCUCAACCAGCCUAUGGAUAUGCUCCUCAGCCAAACUAUGAGGAGGCCCGUGAUGGCUACGAUACUCAGGGUUCUUACUACGUCCUUCUUCCCGACGGUCGUCUGCAGAAGGUGGCCUACACUGUCAACGGUGACUCCGGUUACGUGGCCGAGGUCAGCUACGAGGGUGAGGCCCAGUACCCCGAGUACAAGCCUGCCUACAACUCUGUACCUGCCUACAAACCAGCACCUGUUUACGCCUAA
Molecule: messenger RNA, 300 nt
Organism: Penaeus indicus
Lineage: Eukaryota; Metazoa; Arthropoda; Malacostraca; Decapoda; Penaeidae
Product: cuticle protein 21-like
Exons: 3
Coding region: 1-300 (99 amino acids)
Cellular component (GO): extracellular matrix
Source: RefSeq, a predicted model, not a curated record